AACCUUACAGCACAAUAAAGCCUAUACAACCACAACCUCACAACGUCCUGAAGUAAACAUGAAUGAACCAUGUUAUAAAUGUGAGGAUGACUGGAAGGAACAUGGAGGAAAUUGCUAUUACUUCUCCACCAAUUCAUCCUCCUGGAAUGAGAGCAGAACUGUAUGUAAAACUAAAGGAGGAGACCUGGUUAAAAUAGACAGCGAAGAAGAGCAGAAUUUCUUGAGGAAAAAUGUUCAACAAAAAAUGGAGAUACAUGACAUCCCUUUCUGGAUCGGACUGACAGACUUAGCAGAAGAGGGCAGAUGGUUGUGGGUGGAUGGCUCCCCACUAAAUGAAAGUUUGACAUUUUGGAGGGUUUUUGAGCCAGAUGAUUGGAAAGGGAAAGAUCCUGAUGGACAGGACUGUGGUAGGAUGGGGCCAGUGUAUUGGUUUGAUAACUCCUGCAACAGAUCUCGUAGAAGUAUUUGUGAGAAAUCAGCAGUGGUCGGACACCAUAUAUUUGUAUGUGUCUAAAAUUCAGGUCAGCAUGUAUUUUUUUAAACAACUUGAGCAGAGUAUGUAAAGCUAAUACCACAAACAUUUAAGCUGCCUUUCAGAAAUGCUCAGUGAAAAAAGAAAUUCUGCAUCGUGUAUAAUAAAAUAAAUGUGAAUAAAUAUUAUGUGCUGCAUGUCGACAUCUGAAACUUUUGCCUGUAAGAAACUUAGACUACAUAAACAGACUUCAAUAUUACUCAAUCAACUCAGGAGGGGAAAGUAGUGCUUAGUGUUCUUAGAUUAUGUGAUAAUUUAACUUGUGGUUGCCUCAGUCAGCCAUGUUAUUGUCUGAUACACAGUGUGCCAUUUCCUGUUUGGUUAAUGCAGCUGUAUUUGCCACAGCUAUCUGGUUUACCGUAAAUAAGAGGAAGUGAAUGUUUACAAUAAAAGUGUAAAUUACAGUGUGCAUGAACAUCAAUGCCAGCUUCAUUGUUUUAAUUCAGUUGAGCAAAACAACACCUAAAA
Messenger RNA from Haplochromis burtoni (Burton's mouthbrooder), 1000 nucleotides. RefSeq names its product CD209 antigen-like protein E. The record is from RefSeq and is a predicted model, not a curated record. NCBI's taxonomy places the organism in Eukaryota, Metazoa, Chordata, Actinopteri, Cichliformes, Cichlidae. Bases 59 to 514 code for a protein of 151 amino acids. The transcript has 4 exons.